GUAAACAAAAUUUUAUAAUUAACAGGUUUAACCUAACUGGUAUUUAUGAUAACUAUAAUAAAUAGCUCAGGGAUAUUUUAUAUAAAGAAUUCGUAUCAUUAUUAAGUCUGACUUAUUUAUAGUAUCAAGCUUCUAUAAUUAGAAAAUUAUCUACACCACUCUUCUUUAACCGUUUUUUUUUAAGUCUGUCACCCCUUUUCCUUUAUAGAAUAUUUUCUUGUCUUAACCUGGUAGUUGUGACUACAAUUCCUUACAAGACAUUUCUUAUUGGUCUUGAGGUUUCUUCCAAUUACAUUGUAACUACUUCCUAAUAUUACACGUAUAACAUCCAUAAUUCUUUACUGUAAAUAGAUCACGUGAUUGGUUUUUGGAUCGAAUUAUAUACAGGACCCGCCAAAUUCAAAUUUUGAAAACUACGAAAUUUUUUUCGUCUUUUAACGAAACAACCAAAAGUUAUGAUAGACAGUUAAUCAACUCUAAUCACAUUGAUCCAUCACCAUGAGUUCUUUAUUGAAGAAAAUACCGAGUCAGGCUAGACUAAAUCAAGCCAAGGAACUCAGUGCCGCUGUGUUUGGACACACUUGGAAUCCAGCAUGUAAAAGAAAUGGAUCAAAAAUAUUAAGACAAGAAUUAAAAGGUCCUCAAAUUUCGAAAUAUUAUGGUGUUAAUGAAGAAUUACCAACGUUUAAAGAUUUUAAGAAAUGGUUCCCUGAAUUGAAAUUGGUUGAUCCAAGAGAAGAAUAUAGAUUAAAGAUGGUUCAAGAUAGAAAGAAGAGAAAUAAGGGUGCUCCAAAGAAAAAGUCUGAAUAGAGACCCCAUCCAUCCAUCCAUUCAUUUAAUCAUUUCCAUAUAAUACAUUCAACAUCAUAUAUACUU
Molecule: messenger RNA, 876 nt
Organism: Scheffersomyces coipomensis
Lineage: Eukaryota; Fungi; Ascomycota; Pichiomycetes; Serinales; Debaryomycetaceae
Product: mitochondrial 37S ribosomal protein mS33
Exons: 1
Coding region: 499-810 (103 amino acids)
Cellular component (GO): mitochondrion
Source: RefSeq, a predicted model, not a curated record